Molecule: messenger RNA, 2642 nt
Organism: Oncorhynchus keta (chum salmon)
Lineage: Eukaryota; Metazoa; Chordata; Actinopteri; Salmoniformes; Salmonidae
Product: protein FAM53C-like
Exons: 5
Coding region: 317-1483 (388 amino acids)
Biological process (GO): protein import into nucleus
Cellular component (GO): nucleus
Source: RefSeq, a predicted model, not a curated record
AUUCCUAGAUGGAUUGUGAUAUAAAUAGAUUUUGUAUAAUAAAGAUACAAGCAUGUUAGGCGUUUCAACCACCCCUUUUUAAUGGUUUGUUCCGAUGGCUAUAUAUUCAGUGCAAGGCCAUCAACUACCCCGUGCUGCUUUCGGUUGCUAAGGAGACAAGGUGGGCAGAUGAGAUGAUGAAGCUGUUGAUGACAUUAUCUCAGUGAGGUUGGAAGGGUCAGUCUGGCCAGUUGAGGUGGGGAGGGGACACCACUAACCUCCCCAGCAGUCUGACUGACAAGCGCCACCCCUUCCUCAUUGGCAUCAGUGUGUCACCAUGGUGACGCUCAUCACAGAGCAGCUCCGCAGACAGAAUCUGGAGGAGCCCCCUUAUCACAGGGCUUUCUCUCUUAAUGUGUCAUUGCCUGAAGUGGGUUCUAGCCCCACGGUGUGUUGGCGCGGGUAUGGGUUGACUCCAGAGAGCAGUUGGUCUAUGUUCCCAUCCUCCAAGACCCAUCUGCAGGAUGCCGUCUCUAUCCUGGACCCCCUAGGAACCCCUCUCCCCAGCACCUCUGCGACAAACAUGUCCCUACAGAACUCCCCGCCGCUGCCCCCUCCUCCCCCCAAACGCCACUGUCGCUCCCUGUCCGUCCCUGAGGACCUGUCCCGCUACCGCACCCCCUGGCGCCCCAGCGCCUCCAAGAUCUGGACCCCCGUCAAGCGCCGCUGCCACAGUGGUGGGGGGGUAGCCGGCAUGGGAGUUGGCUCCGUACCCCUCCGAGGCCCCAGCUCCUCCCUCACCUCCUCCCUGCACUCCUCCUCCAGUCCCACCUUCUUCAGCCUGGCCCUGUCCCCGGACUCCCCUAUCCCUUGGAGUGUUUCCUGGGACCACUAUGACCCGCCCAGGGAGAGCUGCACAGGCUUAUUCCCCUCUUCCUGCUCCUCCUCCCCGGCCACGCUGAGUUCCUGUCGGCCCCUGCAGCAGCGCCGCUUCUCUCUGUCCCCUGUGCACAUCCUUCCCCCCCAGCCCUCUCCAGCUCUAGCCAGUCGCUACAUUGGGAUGGAGGUCCCGGCCCCCUCCCCCACACCCUCCUCGGCCUGUAGUACCCCAUCGUCCUCAAGGCGUGUCCUGCCCCUCCGUCUCCCACGCUGCCACUCUCAGCCCUGUGAUCUACGUAAGCCCGGCCUGAAGCGACGCCAUGACCCAGACACGCUCCCCAACUACACCAGGCCCGGCCUUGACUUCAGCAAGAUGACUCAGAUUCGUAGUGGGGAGCCCCUGGUGUGUGGAGCGGCCGUCUGCAUUGGUCUGGAACCUGUUUUAGGGGACUUCAGAGGAACCUUUUCACCUGCAGACCUCCUGGGAAGAACCAGCAUUGGACCGCUGAGUGAAAGUGAGGAGGAGGAAGAGAAAAUGCAUAUGGGUGUGCUAGAGGCUGGACAGCAGAGUGUGUUUGAAAGAGACUGCACAGAACUGGACUUGAACCUCAUUGAGGAGAACUGAAAGAGGUCCCUGGUGCUCUCUGUGUGAUUGAUAUUCAUAAUCAUAUCCACAACACACACACAAACACACACACACACUUUAUGUAAAUGUUUUCAAUGAAGGUAAAAUAAACAAAUGCACACCCCUGGCUGAGCCCUCAGGAACCUGCUGCCUUCCUAGGGUCCACACCAGGGACCCUUCAUAUCACUGGCUGACUGUAGACUAAUAAGAAUCAAUAUUACCAUUAUUGUGAUGCUAGAGUAACAUUGACAACCUUGUGUUAUUCAGCAUUUUGGGACAAUGUAAUUCUGCGUGACCAUACUCUAUGGGUAAAAGUGUAUACCCAGAAACCCAAUUGAGAUAAAGGCUAAGAAAUUAUGAAUUCUGAAGGUACAAAAUAGGCACUUUUUAAUAAUCUGGAUAGUUGGUGUACGACUGAUAAAUACCAUUAUAAAAAUGAUGCAGUUAGGUUUCUGUGGACACUCCUGUCGCCGUUGUACAUUUCUGAAAGUAUGGUCAGUUGCGUUGCUGAUCGAAGGCCUCAAACUGUUACACAAGCCUGUACACACAUCUUUUUUCAUGGGUUUAUUACUACUACUUUCUGAUGCUUUUGAUUUGGCCCUGUGGAAUACCCACACCAGUAAAGGGAAACAAAGAGGGCUUUCCUCAGCUGGCGAAUGGAUCUUUACUGCUUCCUUUCCCCAUACGUCUUGGACAAUAAUGCAUUCAUUCGUUCUCCAAACCACUUAUCCAUCAUUGGAUGAAAUCAACAUUGUACAUCAUGCCUUAAGCUCACUAUAAAAAUAAGCUGUUGCUGUUUUUUUGUUCAUAACAUCCAGAUGUUUUCGCCUUGGUCGCCCAUAGAAAUGGAACCUAGAUUCUACAUUCUAUUUCUUUGGUCUCCAUUCUCUAUUUCCCACUAAUGAACAGAUCACACUUGCACUGUAAUAGGAUUUGAAUAAUUGACUCGAUGCUGCAGUUGGAUCCUAUAGGGCACAAUGUAAUAAUGUACUGUACAGUGGUCAGGUGGAAACCAUUUUGUGUGAGAAGAAACCAGUAGCGAUGCAAAGGAUUGGUGGCCUUUUGGAGAAAAUUUGUAUUGUAUGUUUUCAGAUGGAAGUUGUCCUCUUACACAAUUUGUGUACAAAUAAAGUUUAUUAGAGAAUAAUUUUGCAAGAAA